This is a messenger RNA of Marmota monax (woodchuck), 963 nucleotides long. RefSeq names its product inhibitor of DNA binding 3 (gene Id3). NCBI's taxonomy places the organism in Eukaryota, Metazoa, Chordata, Mammalia, Rodentia, Sciuridae. Gene Ontology annotation, biological process: cell differentiation; negative regulation of transcription by RNA polymerase II; circadian regulation of gene expression. The transcript has 3 exons. The coding region runs from base 73 to 432 and encodes 119 amino acids. The record is from RefSeq and is a predicted model, not a curated record. Gene Ontology annotation, molecular function: protein dimerization activity; transcription regulator activity. Gene Ontology annotation, cellular component: cytoplasm; nucleus.
GUGCCUGCGCGCACUACAGUCCGCGUUAGUGGUAGCUUGGUUGGUUUUGUUCCUUCAGUUUCAUUCUCCAACAUGAAGGCGUUGAGUCCUGUGCGCGGCUGCUACGAGGCGGUUUGCUGCCUAUCGGAACGCAGUCUGGCUAUCGCUCGGGGCCGCGGCAAGAGCCCAGCGGCGGAGGAGCCGCUGAGCCUCCUGGACGAUAUGAACCACUGCUACUCGCGCCUGCGAGAACUGGUGCCUGGCGUCCCGAGGGGCACUCAGCUUAGCCAGGUGGAAAUCCUGCAGCGCGUCAUCGACUAUAUCCUUGACCUCCAGGUGGUCCUGGCCGAGCCGGCUCCUGGGCCCCCAGACGGUCCUCAUCUCCCCAUCCAGACAGCUGAGCUUGCUCCGGAACUUGUGAUCUCCAACGACAAGAGGAGCUUCUGCCACUGACCCUGCCGUCCUGGCACCUCCAGAACGCAGGUGCUGGCGCCCGUUCCGCCUGGGACCCGGGGACCCUCUCCGGCCGGAAGCUCCAGGGCAUGGAUGAGCCCUAACCUCGCCCUGCCCACUUUACUUCCCCAAACCCCUGCCUCGAGGCUGGACCUGGCGCCCGGGAGCAAAGGACUGUGAACUUGGGUGGCCUGAAGAGCCAGAGCUAGCGCUGGUCACCAGCUGGGCAACGUCACCCUGCCCCCACCCCACCCCCAAGUUUUAAAGACUGUCUGUUCAGAGUGGAGGGCUGGAGAGUGGGGGAGUGGCAGCUCUCCCGAACUCUGCCGCGAACUCUGCCAAGGCGGCGUUUGAGCUGUCUUCUGGUCUCCCUGGAGAAAGGCUCUGUUGCCCUGAUUAUGAACUCUAUAAUAGAGUAUAUAGCUUUUGUACCUUUUUUGCAGGAAGGUGACUUUCUGUAAUCAUGCGAUGUAUAUUAAACUUUUUAUAAAAGUUAACAUUUUGCAUAAUAAACGGUUUUUAAACACUUUA